GAAAGGCGUGAGAGAGCCUGGCGAUGGCUUGGAGGGCUAACCUUGCUUGCCUCAUCAAGGCCGGAGGGAGGACGAGAUGGUUUCCACUCCCAGAGUACUUAUCCAUGUCUCCAGUCCUACAUAAUACCUGUUCUCGGAGAAAGUCCACGGCGCCCGAGAAACUUGCUGCCAGUGUUGCUGCUUGUGAUACGAAUGGAAAGGAGCCUGGGACUGCACUGGGCAGGCUCUACUCCCCAGAGCAGCAGGCCUCUAUCUUACACGUGUUGAAUACAGCUUCUGAUAAAGAACUGGAGGCUUUCAGAUUGCUUCGGGGAAGAAAGUCCGUCAAUAUUGUGGAACACAGAAAGAAGUUUGGGCCGUUUCAGAGUUUGGAGAGUUUGAUAGGCGUGCCCUUGAUCCAGUAUAAAACUGCUGUUGAAGUUUGUAACUCCAUUCUUUGUCCAGAGAACAGACGGAGAAAAAAGUCACAGGAAAAGUGGGUGCUGAGAAAGUUCAUCAAACCAGGUGUAGAGAAAGAGAGACUUAAGGCAGUCAAUAGUAUCGUAUCUAUUGUGUUUGGUACUCGAAGAAUUGCGUGGGCUCACCUUGACCGGAAACCAACUGUGCUGGACUGGCAGCAGGCAGAGUGCUGGAAACUAACUAACAAAACAUACCCAUCGUCCUUUUAUCUGGAAGAGAUUUCUUCAGUCGUUUCAAAGAUCCCUAAAGCAGAUCUCUACAUUUUAGAAAAAUCAGGACUUUCCAUUCAGAACACAUCUCUGUUUCCUAUACUGUUACACUUUCUUAUCACGGAAGCCAUGCUGUACGCCCUACUCAACAAAACUUUUGCAAAAGAUGGCCAGCAUCGGGUGCUGAGCAUAAAUCGAAAUGCUGUGGGCAAGCACUUUGACCUGAUGAUCGGCGACACGAGGACUAGUGGGAGGGAGCUAGUGAAGCAGUUCCUCUCUGAGUCUGUGCUGAAGGAGCAGCCUCGGGUGUUCUUCCCCAGGGAGCUUGCAGUGCAGUACAGACAGAAGAUUGUGAAGAGCUCACACCGGAUUGAGGAGCUGUACGAUUCGUUACUACAAGCUGUUGCUUUUUACGAGUUAGUUUUUGGCAGUGGCUCAGAGCUCAAAUGUUAAUGCACUCACUCUAUGUUACACUAAUUUAUUAAAGCAACUGUUCUCAUCUUCUAUGUUAGUGGAGAAGAAAACAUUUUGAAUAUAUUUUCCAUGUUUAUAAAAUCUGAUUUUUGGCUUGAAAAAAAUGAGCCAAGAACAAAUCAAUAAAUAUUUUGUGAGA
Messenger RNA from Rattus norvegicus (Norway rat), 1281 nucleotides. It is a transcript of the gene Tefm, whose product is annotated as transcription elongation factor, mitochondrial. Gene Ontology annotation, cellular component: mitochondrial matrix; mitochondrial nucleoid; mitochondrion. The transcript is spliced from 4 exons. Gene Ontology annotation, molecular function: transcription elongation factor activity; nucleic acid binding. NCBI's taxonomy places the organism in Eukaryota, Metazoa, Chordata, Mammalia, Rodentia, Muridae. The record is from RefSeq and is marked validated. Bases 24 to 1121 code for a protein of 365 amino acids. Gene Ontology annotation, biological process: regulation of oxidative phosphorylation; transcription elongation by mitochondrial RNA polymerase; positive regulation of mitochondrial transcription.